This is a messenger RNA of Mus musculus (house mouse), 3346 nucleotides long. It is a transcript of the gene Rhod, whose product is annotated as ras homolog family member D. Gene Ontology annotation, cellular component: early endosome; cytoplasmic vesicle; plasma membrane. Gene Ontology annotation, biological process: actin filament organization; lamellipodium assembly; actin filament bundle assembly. Lineage: Eukaryota; Metazoa; Chordata; Mammalia; Rodentia; Muridae. The transcript is spliced from 5 exons. Bases 93 to 605 code for a protein of 170 amino acids. Gene Ontology annotation, molecular function: G protein activity; GTPase activity; GTP binding. The record is from RefSeq and is marked validated.
AUUCCUGUCCCGCCGGGCCAGCCCCGCGCCCGCCGCAGCCAGCCCGCCGCGUACCGCCUGCUGCUCCGCGCACCGCCGUCCGCCAGCCAGGGAUGAACGCGUCCCAGGUUGCGGGAGAAGAGGCGCCGCAGAGCGGGCACUCGGUCAAGGUGGUCCUGGUGGGCGACGGGGGCUGCGGGAAGACGUCACUGAUGAUGGUCUUCGCCAAAGGGGCCUUCCCAGAGAGCUACAGUCCCACAGUGUUUGAGCGCUAUAAUGCCACUCUGCAGAUGAAGGGUAAACCUGUGCACCUCCAAAUCUGGGACACAGCCGGGCAAGAUGACUAUGACCGCCUCCGGCCCUUGUUCUAUCCUGAUGCCAAUGUCUUGCUCCUCUGCUUCGAUGUGACCAAUCCAAACAGCUUUGACAACGUCUCCAACCGGUGGUACCCAGAGGUGACACAUUUCUGCAAGGGAGUGCCCAUCAUUGUUGUGGGCUGCAAGAUAGACCUGCGUAAGGACAAGGUGCUGGUGAACAACCUGCGGAAGAAAAGACUGGAGCCCGUGACCUACCACAGGGUAGGGCCACGAUAUGGCAAGGUCUGUGGGAGCGGUGGCCUAUCUUGAGUGUUCAGCUCGGCUCCAUGACAACGUGGAAGCCGUCUUCCAGGAAGCAGCAGAAGUGGCUCUCAGCAGUCGCAGACAUAACUUUUGGCGGCGGAUUACUCAGAAUUGUUGCUUGGCCACCUGACUGGCUUGGAACCCACCUUGCCUUCCGGUUUACUCCGCUGCAGAAAGACCCAGAAGCAGAACUUGUACUCUGUUGACUGGGAUGGACCUAAUCCCUAGGCUGAGCUGGUAGAACCACACAUCCAUCCACAGAUGGGCUCCAAUGAGGCCUGGCCCCUGGACCGAGGAAUCCUGGAUUGAGGAAGAGGGUUCCCAGACCCUUAGCUCUGGAACCAUUAUAGACUCCUGUGCCCAAUCCUGGACCUGCGUCCUGAGCGGGGUCUGUGCGGUCUGUUUGGCGCCACCUUGUGGCUAUUCUAUUGAGUUAUAUCUACAGGACCUAGGGUUCCCAAGACCAUCUUGCCCGGGCUAAUACCCUGCCCCGUCCGUGAUCAUCCUAUUUAUCCCAUUGCUAAGUGUAACAACUAAAAUGGCAGCACUUGCUAUUAGUGUCCUGACUCUUCCUUCAAAGCAUCUUUACAUACUACUAGGUAGGAAAGAGCCCAUCCACCUAGACCCUAGGGUGGAACUGCUAGGACCAAACCUGACUUUAUCACUUUAAGACCUUGAGGAAGUUCUAGGCCUCAGCCUUUCAUCUGUAAAAUGGCCAAUCAGAAAUUACAUCAAGCAUGAAUAAAAGUCAUGAGGACUAACACAUUCAAAGAGCUUAGCAAGUGCCUUGCAUGAAAGGUACACACUCUCAUUUGUCUACCAUGUUAGUAGACUUCUCCAGAAACAGCACAGUGUCAGGCACACACACACGGAGAUAGUGCAGUAAUGCUUUCCAGGUGCCACCACAUAAACCAAACAACCUAAACUCAAUUCCCAGAACCCAUAUAAAAAGCAAGAUGCGAGGUUGGUGAGGUGGCUCAGCAGACAGGGGUUCUUGCCACGACGGCUUGAGUUCCUUGGGACCCAUAUGGUAGGAGAAAACUGACUCCCACAUUUGACCUCUGACUUCCAUGUAUACCUUGGUAUAAACCCACCCAACACAUACACAGUAGAACUGAAGUGUAACUUCACUUUUUUUUAAGCUAGAGGCUAGUGAUCAAAAGCAUUAGUGCACUAUCUCCGUGAGUCCUCACACGUGUGUGUGUGUGUGUGUGUGUGUGUGUGUGUGUGUGUGCGUGUGCGCGUGCCACUGGCUUGUCUUCUAAACGAUCUAGGUUUGGUUCCCAGCACACAUAGGAUAGCGCACAGUCACCUGUAGUUUCUGUUCUGUGGGACUCAAUGCCCUCUUCUGGCCUCCAUAGGCACCAGGCACAAAAAAAAAAACCCAAAAACAAAACCAGGCAAACAUACACACCAUAAAAUCAAGCCAGUGUUGGUGGUGCACACCUUUAAUCCCAGUACUUAGGAGGCAGAGGCAGGCAGAUUUCUGAGUUCGAGGCCAGCUCAGUCUACAGAGUGAAUUCCAGGACAGCCAGGGAUAGAGAAACCCUGUCUCAAAAAAAAAAAAAAAAAAAAAAAAAAAGGUGUCAGAGACAAGAAACUCUUCUAAUCUCUUGGAAGCUCAAAAGCCUUGAUACACACACCCCACAUAUGGAAACUACAGAAACAAGAGAGACCUGCCUCAACAAGGUGAAAAAAACUGAUUCCUGAAAGUUGUCUUCUGACCUCUACAUGUGCAAUGUGGGGUACACACACACACACACACACACACACACACACACACACACGGUUUCAUUAAGGAACCUGCUCAUAUGCUCAUACCCGUGUGGUUGUGGGGUCUGGCAGGCUGAUACUUGUAAUGCAAAUGAGUUGGUGUUGACAUCCAGCAUUUGAAUUUGCAGGGCUGUGGGCUGGAAACUCAGGGUUUUUGGACUGCUAAACUUGAGGCAGAAUUCUUCAGGAAGACAAGAGGCCCACACAUACUGAGUGCCACCUGCUUUAUUCAAAGACUAUCAAUUUAAAAUUCUUUUCUCACAUGUUUAUUUGUGAGGGCUGUGGGACAUGCCAUGACACACAUGUAGAAGUUAGUGGAAAAUCCUCAAGAGUCAGUUUUCUCCUUUCACUAUGUGAGUCCCAGAGAUCAAACUCAGGCUGUCAGGCUUGGUGGCAAGUGUCUUCAUCUACUGAAGGCACUGGCCUCCAAAGUCUAACAAUUUAAACAUAAUCACAUCUAUUUUUUUUAAUAGAAAUGAAUUUUGCUUUUAUUUUUUUAAUUUAAAAUUUUUGUUUUUGUUUGAAACAGGGUUUCUUUGUGUAGCCCUGGCUGCUCUGAAAUUCACUCUAUAGCUUACCUGGCUUUUAAUUUUAAUUAUUUUUAUGUGUAUGAGUGUUUUGCCUGCGUGCAUGUCUGUGUACCAUGUGCAUGAAGACUGUCAGAUCCCCUGAGACUGAAGUUACAGACGGUUGUGAGCUGCCGUGUGAGUGUUGGGAAUGAACCCAGGUCCUCUGGAAAAGCAGCCAGUGCUCUUAAUCACUGAGCCAACUUUCUACACUACACCUGUUUUGUUUUGUUUUGUUUUGUUUUAUUCUGUAUAUGCUUUUUAUCAAGUUAAUUGUUAACAUUGUGUGUAUGUGGGCGCAUGUUGCCAUGACAAAGCUGUGGAAGUUGGGGGUCAAUUUUGUGGAAUCAGUUUUCUCCUACUUUUAUGUGCAUUUUAGAGACCAAACUCGGAUCAUCAGACUUGUAA